GAGAUACAACAGCUGCCGGCAGGGGGCGUUGUUGGAUGUAAUUUAUGCUCCAGACGCCUGCAGAAAACCUCUAUUGAUCCUGCGUCUCUGCUGCGUGACGUCACAUAUCCUUAGCCACCAGGUCGCCGGCUGAUGACGUCAGAGAAGAUGAAGCGGGUAUAGGCGGCGCAGUGUGCUGAGGCAUCUCAUCAUGCCAUCCUGUGUUGUGCGUGGUUGUGUUUGCACAUGGAAGAAGCGUGAUCCUUCUAUAAUUCUUCAUUGUUUUCCAAAAGAACCUGAAAAAAUCAGGCAUUGGCUGCAACAGACUGGACAAUAUAUCACAGAUCAAUAUGACAUUGAACUUGAUAAAAUGGUUGAGAAAGUAUAUCUUGGAAAAGUAUGUAACUCCUAUAGAAUGUGUUCCUUACACUUCACAACUGACAGUUACUACUAUGAUGGUGAUCGGAAGCUUUUAAGAAAGGAUGCUGUUCCUUCUGUUUUUAAUAAAAUAAAGCCAUCUACGGGGUCGGGACUAUCAAGCACUUCUAAUGAUCAACACAUCCGUUCUGCUCUACCUGCUGGUAGCCAUAAACCAUCCAUCACUAGUACAACACAAACAUAUCGGGUUCCAGUCCAUAAUAAGGCAUCCUCACAACCCACCACUCAGAAAAUGACUUUAGUUCCUGUGGUUCCUCAACAUGUUUUAUUUCAAGCCUGUAGAAUUAGGAAAAAAUCUAAUUCAGACAGGUCAUUCCAUACUUACUCAACUUCAGCCACUACGUUUGAGGACAUGCAAAAGCAUUCUGCCUUAUCUUGUGUAAGUCUGACAUCAUCCGUAUUGAGACCUUCUGCCUCAUCCGUUUUGGAAGUACCAGUGUCAUUAUCGUCUGUCCAACAGAACACACCUGCAAUUUCAGAAUAUACAGUAUCACCCCAUAGUGGCAAACUGAAAAAACCAAGACCAGCUUCCACUGCCAAAACUCUAUCUUCCACCAAAUCUUCCUGUCCAACAAUAUCAUUAUCCUCAGUGUCAAGUCCAGGAAUCUCUAAUUCUGGAUCUGGCAAGUCACCCUACAAAACUUUGACAGCUUCACAAAUUCCUUUGACUGUUGGUGCAACACAGCCGUGUUCCAUGACAGUUCUUCCGGUUUCUGGAAUAGUGUCCUCUGUGACACAGACAUCAAGACCAACAUCAGGUUUGGCACAGAAACCACCCUCUAUAUCUGUUGUCAAUAUUCCACUUGACACACCCUCUUCACAACCUGUAAUCCCUGGUUGUCAGCCACCUUCAAAAAAAAGAAAACUGGAGGAAAAUAUUGUUUUCUUUGACAACCGUAAUGCAUCCUCUUAUGGUUCAAGUGUUUUGCCUAGUCAUUGUAUGAGCCAAACAUCUAAUGCAGGUAAACUUUAUUUUGUAUCAACCAAUGCCCCAUUGGUUCAACCAACUUGUCUAAUUCAGAAGCCUAAAAUGGUUGACAAGGGUGUCAACACAGAUUUCUUAAUAAAUAGAAAAGGCUGCUGUUGUUUUCCCGCAGACUCAAUGCAUAGAAAAAGAAAUGCACAAACACAAACUAAAAUACAUAGAAAACAUUGUAAAAUCAUGUGCAGCUUAGUUCCAAGUGAACCAGCUAAUGACUUGGAAUCAACCUUAUCUCAUGUCAGCACAGAAGAUGUAGGAUUUAGUGAUUGCAGUUCUUCCAGGUCAAGUGACUGUGGUGAUGAUCCAUAUGACAUUUUGGAAAACGUUAAUUUAGAUUUUGUUAAAGUUGAAGUCUUAGAAGAUUCUGAAAUAGAUAUAUCUGAAGAAGCUUCUUCACAUGAUUAUAAACAAGAAGUCCAGAUCAAAGAAGAAACUGAAUCAUCUGCAGGGCAUGCAGUUGUAUCUCCAACACUUCAUAAAAGGACCUGUACAUUACCAGAUUUUGACAUCAGCACAGUGAAAUUAGAACAGGAUAUAAAAACAGAAGAGGAUCAAUUUCAAAUUUCUAGUUCCAUACAAAAAAUCACUAACUUCGUACCACAAAUUCCCAAAAUUGAAAGGACUUCACCCAUUCCAAAUGAACCAUUGGCCCGGGUUUGGCGAAAUCCAACUUCUUGGGAAACAUCUGCCAUACAGACUGAUGGACUAGAGGACCUAAAUGACUCCUCGUUCUAUAUCAAUGAAAUGAGUGAGGAUGAAGAUGAAUCAUUCUUACUUCCAAGUGAUGCAGAAGAUGAAGACGACAUAAAACCUGUGUUCCAGGACUUGGAUUCACCAGUGGAGAAUCCUGUUGAAGAAGAAAAGUAUAUUGUUUUUGAAUCCUGUCUGAAAAAGCUAAUAAUGAUGAUCCCGUGUAGGUCAGAAACAAAGUGUAUGUCACCACUUACACAAUACAGAAAAGAAACCAUUGGAUCCUAUUUGUCUAUAGAAGUUCGUUGCAGAUCUGGUCAUACAAGUUUACUAUGGGAAAGCCAGCCAAGACAUGGAUAUCAACCAAUGGGAAAUGUUCUGUUAUCUGCCGCAGUGCUAUUUAGCGGUUCAAGUUUUCUAAAAUCCCAACAUAUGUUUAAAUUGCUAAAUUUGAAAUCAAUAGACAAAAGUACGUAUUCUAAAACUCAGUCUAUGUACCUGUUUCCUACCAUUAAUCAUCACUGGAAGGAGGAACAAAAAGCAGUCAUACAAAGUGUCCAGGAAAGACCACUUUGCUUGGCAGGAGAUCAACAAUUGGACAAUCCUGGAUUUUCUGCCAGGUACUCUAUAUACUCCAUGAUGGAUGUGGCUAGCAAGAAAAUUUGUUCAUUUUCAGUACAGCCAGUUAUUCCACAAGUGACAUUAGAAGAUUUAGAAAAAAUAGGAUUUCAGAAGUCUAUGGGUGAGCUCCAAACUCUGAAUGCUGAAGUGGAAAUGAUUGUUACUGACAGAAGUGUUGCUAUUCAGGAACUUCUGAAGAACAAUUAUCCUGGUAUCAUUCAUCAGUUAGAUCUGUGGCACCUAUCCAAAUCAGUUGGCAAUGAAGUUUUAAUGGCAGCCAAACAUAAAGACUGUGAAAUCUUAUAUGAAUGGGUGGAGGCAAUCAGGAACCAUAUUUGGUGGAGUUCUUGCACUUGUUGUAAAAACCCAGAUUUGUUAAUUGAAAAAUGGAAAUCGGUUCUUCAGCAUGUUACCAAUGUUCAUGAGUGGGGUGGUAAUAGUGACUGUAAAGCGUGCCAUCAUCCACCUCUACCAGAAGAAGUGGUGAACAGUACAAACUGGUUGAAGAUAGACUCAACUGCCCAUGAACAACUCAAAAAAAUAGUUGAAAAUACCAGUCUAUUAAAGGACUUAAAACAUCUCUCCUUCCUCUGUCACACUGGAGAGUUAGAGAUCUACCUUGCCACUUGCCUUAAAUAUCGUCCAAAGACGUUACAUUUCUUCCUGGAUUCUAUGGUAGCACGGACACAACUCGCAGCCCUUGACCACAACAGAAAUGUCUGUAGAGUUAAGGAAUUUGUGAAAAAUGCUUCAAGUGGAGAUGCAUUAAGUACUAUGACACAGGGAUUAAAAGCCUCGAAAGGCCAAAAGUCAUGGAUUUUAAAGGCUCUGUAUCAACCAAUUUGCCAACAUUUUCUUUUUGACAUCAUGAAUGAUGUCAUAGCAUUUGUCAAAGAGGAGAAGACAUUUCAAUGACCAACUAUUAAUGGAAAAGCACCACUUAACAGUUUCGAAACAAUCAUUAGCUGGCCUUUUUAUUUAAUGUGUAGUUCAUCUCCCAGAAAACCCUAAAAUGCUAUAACUUGCACAUUUUGAAUGAUCAAUUACAAAGUUGCUGUUACAACUAUUUCCAGUGCCAGCAGAUAUCUCAAGUAAUUUUAUGUUCUAUUUUUUAUAAACCAAUAUGUUCUAAUAAAAUAGAGACAAGAAAAGUGUGUCCCAGCUGCUUACAUUAGAGGUGACCACUUACCAUAAUGGUUUAUAGAAAAAUUUAAACCGUUAUUUGAUAACUAGGCCAGUUUGCUUCAUAAUUUUAAAUUUUAUUGGCUUUAGUAAGGCCUCAUUCACACCAGCGUUCAGCCUUUCCGUUC
Molecule: messenger RNA, 4020 nt
Organism: Bufo gargarizans (Asiatic toad)
Lineage: Eukaryota; Metazoa; Chordata; Amphibia; Anura; Bufonidae
Exons: 2
Coding region: 191-3625 (1144 amino acids)
Source: RefSeq, a predicted model, not a curated record